Messenger RNA from Uloborus diversus, 2368 nucleotides. RefSeq names its product calcium permeable stress-gated cation channel 1-like. Gene Ontology annotation, cellular component: plasma membrane. The record is from RefSeq and is a predicted model, not a curated record. The transcript is spliced from 23 exons. Lineage: Eukaryota; Metazoa; Arthropoda; Arachnida; Araneae; Uloboridae. Gene Ontology annotation, molecular function: calcium-activated cation channel activity. Bases 83 to 2368 code for a protein of 761 amino acids.
UUUGCGUGGAUAUCGAAUUUUUAAUUUUGGAUCUCAAAUUUUAAUCACUUUUUUAACAUCCAGCGUUUUGAGUCUCAGUAAAAUGGAUAAUGAAAUGCAUAUAUACUUUCCAAGUUUUCAUCAUGCUGUUGUUGCAGAUGAAGAUGUUACACCAGACAAUAUUUCUAACAAAUGCAGUGUUUUAAGGUCAAAUCAUUCAAUAUUAGUUCUGUCUGGAAAGUUUGAAGGAAUACCAGACAAUUUAGCAAUUAAUUUCAUCACUUGGCUGCUCCUUUUAAUAAUUUUCACUUUCUUACGAAAGAGAGCUUGGGAUUAUGGCAGAAUUGCUUUAGUGCAGAAAAAUGAACAGAGAUGGACACAACUUUUUUAUGGAGAUGUCACAGCAUCAUCUCAUCGGUCAAAUAACGAUGAAAAUGCGUUUGAUUCUAUUGAAAUAGCUCUACAUAUGGAUCAGGGCAUAUGUUCAUGGUUAAGAGCAAUUUUCCUGCUUAAAAAUGAGCAGAUUUUGAAACGGAAUGGUCCUGAUGCUAUUCAAUACUUAUCCUUUCAGAAGCAUAUUAUUCUAUAUUUGAUAAUUAUUUGUAUCGUUUGUUUAACUGUUGUACUUCCUGUAAAUUAUCAAGGCAAUUUAGUUGAUGAUGAGAGCAAAUUUGGGCGUACAACAUUAAGCAAUUUAGACCCAGAGUCAUCUUAUUUGUGGGUCCAUGUAGGAUGUUCUUUCUUAUUUCUUGUGCUUGGCACAUAUAUUUUAAAGCAUUUUGCUGGUAAUUUAAAGUUUAAUGAAAAUGAAAGUGUGGUAAAUAGAACACUGAUGAUUUCUAACAUACCAAAAGAACUAUGUGAUGAGCCUUUUUUAGUUCAACAUUUUCAAGAUGCUUAUCCUGAAUGCCAAGUAGAAAAAGUUCAUCUUGCUUAUGAUGUUAGAUUUCUUACUAAGCUGGAUUCUGAAAGGGAGACAUCUACACAUGCAAAAAUUUAUUGUGAAAACAUCCUGAAAGAAACUGGAAUCAGACCUAAAAUGAGACCAUAUGCUUGUGGCCAAAUAUGCAUUUGCUGUUACUGUGAACAGGUUGAUGCCUUGGAUUAUUAUACAGAAGAAGAACAUGCCUUAAAUACAGCUGUUGACAGACAAAGAUCUGUUGCUUUGUUAAAUCCUGUUGGAGUUGCUUUUGUCACUUUAAAGAAUGAAGAAAUGACUAAAAGAGUGUAUAAAUUUUAUCAAAAGCAGUGCAAAUGCUCUGUGAUCACUCCAUCUCCUCGUUUUUUGAGUCAUUGGAAUCCCCAUGAAUGGAAUUGGAAUGUUGAGUUUGCUCCUACACCUGAAGAUAUAUUCUGGGAGAAUCUCAGUGUCCGCAAAAGUCUCUGGUACAGUAGAGCUGUCUUCACUAACCUUGGCCUUUUUCUACUAUUCUUUUUCCUCACAACUCCUACUAUUGUUCUCAGUUAUUUAGAUGUAUUAUACACUCCUGCAGUGAAAAAAAUUGUCAGAGAGACACCUGUAGUUAAAGACUUUUUCUCAACUUUGCUGUUACUUUUGUUUUCAUCACUAUUGCCUGUGAUCGUUUCUUUUUCUGAGCGAUUUAUUCCACAUUGGACAAGAUCAGCUCGCAACUACUCAAAGAUGGUUAGGACAUUUAUUUUUCUCCUAUUUAUGGUUGUCAUACUUCCCCUUCUCCAAUUGACAAGUGUAAAAGCUUUGUUGGAAUGGACUAUUAGACAAGGUGAAACUUACAGAUGGGCUUGUGUGUUUCUGUCAGGAAAUGGAGCAUUCUUUGUAAAUUAUGUAAUAACUGCCAGUUUUAUUGGUACAGCAUUAGACCUUAUUCGCUUUCCUGAGUUGUUUAUGUAUGCAUUUUACAUUUUCUUCUCACGUUCUCGUGCUGAGCAAGCAGGCCUUCGAAAAGCUGUCUUGUGGGAAUUUGAAUUUGGUGUUCAAUAUGCAUAUUUUCUUCUAAUAUUCUCAGUUACUAUAAUCUAUAGUGUGUUGUGUCCUUUGAUUACUCCAUUUGGUGUUGUAUACAUGCUACUGAAACACUAUAUUGACCGAUACAAUAUUUAUUUUGUCUAUGGUUCAUCCAAAAUAAGUCACAAGAUACAUGCAACAGCCAUAAAUUUUGUGAUGAUUUCUAUAAUCCUGAUGCAGAUGUGUAUCUUCUUUUUUCUCUACUUAAGAAAUGGUUGGAAUCAGAUGUCCAUUGUAUCAUUGGCUAUAUGUUUAGUUACUGUUAUGAUUUUCAUUGGACAAGUUUCUUUCCAGUGGUUUCUUUUCCUAAGUCCAGUUGCUUACAUGGCUACAAUUAGUAAUCCUGAGGAUGAAUGUGCCCCAAAAUCCACCCUGGAAUUAUCUCAACAGAUACUGAAGAAUUAA